AUUCAAAAAUCCAAAUAUGUACAAAAAUAUUCAGAUGAAGAAAGAUAGACUUUAUACUUUAAACACACUUUUUCUGCAAUAAAAUGUGUGUGUGAAGUUGAUGUACUUCAGAAUAAUAUUUCAAUAGACGAAUCAAAACAUAAAUUCAUUGACUACUACAACUAGGAAAUGUAAUAGCCCGAUGUCCGUAGUUUUCAUAGUAACAUGGAUACAAGAAAAUAUUUUGAUGACGAAUAAAUAUUAAAGUACAAUUUUUUUCAAAAAACAUAGAAAAAUAUUAAUGCCGCUUCGUUAUUAUAAGUAUAACAAUGAAACAUGGAGACUACAAAGGUUAAUGCAGCAUUUCUAUGUAAUUUUGAGGUAAUGCAGAUUUUACAGCAAUUGAAAGAUAAAACACAAAAGAAGCAUAAACGAGAGGGAUCAUUAGCUACUGUGACAUAUGAGACUGUACACUAUUUACAAGAUACAGAAUGUAAAAAUCAAUCUGCUGAAUCUAUACAAAACUUUCUAAAGGCGAUGAAAUGUUUUAAAUUGACAAAGUCUGAAAAAUUAAUGAUGGUUAACACUCCUCCUAGAACUGAAUUAGAAAUACAAUUGAUUGUACAAGAAAGUGAAGAAAGAUUAUCAGAAGAAGAUGUUCGAAAAAUAAUUGAUGUUGUGAAUGAAUUCUUUCCAGUAAGCACAUGACAGUGCUCACCAUUAAUUAAAAAAAAAGUUUCAUGUGUUGUUACAGACUAUGAUUUAUGUAAAUGUUUUGUUACACAGAUAAUGUAAGAGAUGAAGAUGAUGUAAGUAUAAGUAAAUAUAUUUUGUAAGUAA
Messenger RNA from Vanessa tameamea, 819 nucleotides. RefSeq names its product DNA-directed RNA polymerase III subunit RPC9-like. The record is from RefSeq and is a predicted model, not a curated record. The coding region runs from base 316 to 687 and encodes 123 amino acids. Gene Ontology annotation, cellular component: RNA polymerase III complex. The transcript is spliced from 4 exons. Gene Ontology annotation, molecular function: nucleotide binding. Lineage: Eukaryota; Metazoa; Arthropoda; Insecta; Lepidoptera; Nymphalidae. Gene Ontology annotation, biological process: transcription initiation at RNA polymerase III promoter.